ACGUCACCCUCCUCACCCCAUCAUAUAUGAUGCCUGCCGGAAAGCAGUCUCAGUUCAACUUCAAUGGAGGACAACCAGAGUUACCUCCACCGCCGUUAAUACUUCUCUGUGUUCCAGUUCUAAUAAUGUCUCUUCUCAUUUUCUUAGCAUUCUCUUCAUCCACGGAUCCGGAUAUCGCUUACGAACAGUUCUAUUAUAUUUGAAUUUUCUCUUUAUUGUGUGGAAAAGCUAGGGAGAGAUGAAUGAUUUUGUAAAUAUGUUUGUUAUUUUUAAUUUGAAGUUUUGUUCCAUUUUCAGUUUUGGUUGCUGGCAAUGAUCUUUGCAGCUUCUUGUUUUUCUUUUUUCUUUUUUUUUUUCUUUAUAAAUUUGAAGAAUAUUG
Messenger RNA from Rubroshorea leprosula, 379 nucleotides. The record is from the annotation of a GenBank genome assembly. Lineage: Eukaryota; Viridiplantae; Streptophyta; Magnoliopsida; Malvales; Dipterocarpaceae.